UACAGUAGUUGGAAGAAAUGAGCUCAUUUUAACAUUGAAUAGUGAGGAAUAGGAAAAUGAUAGCUGAUAAGAAGAAUACAUAAAUACAGAACCACCGCUUUAAUAGCACACGGUUUACAACAGGCGCCAUGAACACACUACUUCUUGUGACUGCUGCUUUGAUAGUCUCUUCAGUGGCAUUCCCGCUUGAAGAUGAUGAUAAGAUAAUCAAUGGCUAUGAGUGUCCUGCUCAUUCACAGCCUUGGCAAGCCUUUCUGACCACAGACAACAAACGCUGGUGCGGAGCCGUUCUCAUCAACGAGUGGUGGCUGGUGUCUGCUGCCCAUUGUUAUAAACCUGCUAGCAGCUUAAUUGUACAUCUGGGAGAACAUAACCUCGUUCAAGUGGAGGGGACUGAGCAGCGCAUCAAAGUCUCUAAAGUCUUCAACCAUCCCGGCUACAGCUCCUGGACAAUUGAUAAUGACAUCAUGCUGAUCAAACUACAGAGUCCAGUCCAGUUCAAUGAGUACAUCCAACCAAUCCAACUGGCAAACAACUGUGCCCCUGCAGGCAGUCAGUGCCUGGUGUCUGGAUGGGGAAACCUAAGAACAUCUGGAGUUCAAUACCCUGAAAGUCUUCAAUGCCUUGAUGUCCCCAUCCUCUCUGACACAACAUGUCGCAAAGCUUAUGGAAACAGGGUCACAGACAACAUGUUCUGUGCUGGCUUUAUGGAAGGUGGCAAGGACUCUUGUCAGGGUGACUCUGGUGGUCCUUUAGUCUGUGAUGGGGUGCUGCAAGGCAUUGUUUCAUGGGGAGAUGGCUGUGCUGCUAAGAAUGCACCUGGGGUGUAUGCCAAAGUAUGCAACUAUAACACCUGGGUGGCAGAAAUAAUUGCAAAAAACUAAACGUAUCCAGUAGAGUUAUAAGUUGGUAAUAAAAAUUUGAAAAGCAAUUAAGGCUUUCUUUUUCUUUUUUGACUUAGAUAAAUGUUUCCAUCAAAAGUGUAUACUGUUGUAUGUUCAGUAACAAGUUCAAUUUAUAUUGAUGUUGAUUGAUAUUCCUGUUGUUGGUAACUUCCUGUAGAAUGUUAGUGGGUGGGAUUUUAGAAGGAAAAAGGAAGUUCCCAAAAAAAGGCAUCCUGGUCUUUUUCUUUGUACUGAGAGAACCUAAUGAGAAACUGACACAGUUUUUACAGUUAUUAAAAUACUAUAUUAAG
This is a messenger RNA of Polypterus senegalus (gray bichir), 1195 nucleotides long. RefSeq names its product trypsin-like. Lineage: Eukaryota; Metazoa; Chordata; Cladistia; Polypteriformes; Polypteridae. The coding region runs from base 129 to 884 and encodes 251 amino acids. The transcript is spliced from 5 exons. Gene Ontology annotation, biological process: proteolysis. Gene Ontology annotation, molecular function: serine-type endopeptidase activity. The record is from RefSeq and is a predicted model, not a curated record.